Acanthoscelides obtectus is the source of this 821-nucleotide messenger RNA. NCBI's taxonomy places the organism in Eukaryota, Metazoa, Arthropoda, Insecta, Coleoptera, Chrysomelidae. The record is from the annotation of a GenBank genome assembly.
CAAAGAUCAACUUUACUCUUAAGUACACAGAUUUGGGCAUGAGUAUUAUUAGUUUAUGAAUGAAUACAAUAUAAUGUGACCUGUACCCUACUUUGAGUGACAUGUGUGACAACCACCGCUGACAAGAACUCUGACAACAAUCGUGGUAUUUUCAAAAAAAGAAUUCGUGUGUGUAGAAUUGUAAAAUAUGUCUGGCGAGGAAAGUCUUAUUCCGUAUGAUUUUGACUUGGAAGGGUAUUCAUUUGCAGAAGAUGUUGAAGAAGAAGAAAGUGAAAAACCGUUCUCCUAUUUUGAUCUUUUAGAUGCCCCCCGUUAUUUACCAGAACCUGUUGACUUAACAUUAGAUCACUUGAAGGAUAUCGCGUAUGAACUGGGGUUGAUAAAACUAUGCUGGCCAGAGAUAAUCGACCCCUACUUUGAGGAACGUACGUCAUUUCCAAAAAGUUACGUCGAAAACAGCGACAAAGAAAAAGUUCUUUUGGUGUAUACAGAAAAUUUCAGGAGGCAGUUUUCUCACAAAUACCCAAACAGGAAACCACUAUUUUUGGCAUGUGAAAACGAAUGUGGAAUGCAGAAAAUGGUUUGCACCACUAUCAGACCAACUACACUUCCCUUUCCUGAACUAGAAACCUGGGAAGAAUGUGCUAGGUGUGUUGCAGACCUUGUCAGAUAUGAGCUUUUUGAAGAUUACCCUACAUUGCUUAAUGUUUCCCAAGUCACAGAAAUGACUCUAGAGUGUGAUGUUCUGGCUAUUGUAAGGAAAAACAUAAGUAAUAAUGUUUAAAAAGUCUUGUUUUCAAAGUAAUAUAUUAUGUUCCCAG